CCCUAGUAUUAUUAGGAAAUCUAGAGACAGAGUGAAAUCAGGCUUCGCUACUUGGCAACACUUUUGAACUAACCGUUUCAAAAAAACAGUUCGUGAGAGAAGUAUUCUCGACAAUCUCGACAAUUCUCGAAACGAGAUGAAUUGCAACUCUAAAAAUAAAGUUCUCUUUGAACACUUCUGGCAAAAUAAGUGUAUAUUAAGAAUAUUAUUAAAAUUAUGACCCAUAACGAAGAAUAGGAGAUUACGAUAGAAGAAAACGAGAUGAUUAUGAUCGCAAAUUGCAUGAUUUAAAUGAUCGUUAGUGACUCAAAGGACUGUCAUUAUCAUUUGUUAUACGAUUAUAAUCGUGAUGUCGUAUGACAAUCCUCAUUUAUAGCAAACGAUACAAUAGAUACUUCGUUAUGUUGCACGAUGUCAACAAUGAGGACGUGAGGUUACGUUUCCUAACCGUCACAGCGAUGUGAUUUCUAGUUGGUUUAGUUAUUAAUAAUCAAAUCGUACGAAUUUCACGUGGACCAUUCUUUUGAAUCGUAUAAAUUUCGCGAAGAUGAGCACGGACGUAGAAUACAAUGUCGCCGCGAGGUACCGGACGGUCAGAAAACACUUGGAUAACCUCGGAUACAAGCAGGCGCUGUCAUUAGAUGCUCUACCACUGAUAGAGGCCCUGUUGACCGAUCUCAUUCAAACGACAGACAGCCUCAAGCAUUUUAAAGCUGUUGCUCAGGAGAAUGUUGAGGCACACAGCCAGCUUCAAUUGGCAGUAGAUCCUUACAAAUGCGAUAAUGCGAGAUUGGUGCGAGAAUGCAAUCAACUUCAUUCGGAUCUGAUAGAAACUAAAGAGGCGCAUCAGAAACAGGUCAAGGAUCUUAAAAGGCAGAUAUAUAAGUUAGAAUGUGAAUGCAACGAUUUGCAAUUGGCAUCUUCACGCAACAUACAUAAGAUAAAAGAGCUAGAGGCAGAAUCAGCUGCCAAGUCUAGGAAGAUAUUGGAGCUUCAGGGUAAAUGUCUAAAGCCGACUAUCAUUAAUGCUGGUCUUGCUGCUAAGAAACGUCCUUGCUUUCCUCUUCGAAGACCAGUCUUGGAGGCUGAGCCGAUGCCAAGAACAAAGAGUAAUGUUUCACUACCGAAAUUAAGCAGCGUGGAACCUAAGAUAGUAGAUAUAAUAAGCAUGUCAGAUCAUAAAAUAAAUUGCUUGAGUCAGGAACUAACAAAAUUACGAGGAGAGUUAUUAUUGCAAACCGAUACCCUAGAGACCCUCGAGAAACAGUUGAUCACAAAGGAAAAGGAAAUAAUUCGACUGAGAAAAAUGUUGGAAGGUGGUCGUUCCUAUGCUGCAGUUAACAAGGACUGCAUUUGCAAAAAAAUGGAAAAAAAACCUAGUACUAUUCAAGAUGUUACAGAGAUUAGUGAAGUAAGAAUUCUUCAGCAGGCCAAACUAGAGCUAGAACAGCAAUUAAAAGAAUCUCUAAAUAAACAACAUGAUGCUAUGUCUCAGGCAAUGAAACUAGCAACACGAAAUGAAGAACUAGAGAAAGAAUUAAGAGAUAUAGAUCACGUUGCAUUAGCUGUAGAGGCUGACUGCAAUUCUGCAGUUAAAGAGAACAACAGAAGAGUUUGUAAGCUUCAGGAAAAGUUAGAAGACGUCAUGAUGCAAGUACAUGUCUUAGAACGCGAGUUAACUGUAGAACGUAGAGAGGUACAAGAGUUGAGAGCAGAUUUAGAAGCAUGUAAACUUGAAAAACGUAAUAUGCAGCGUACUUUGGAAUCUGCAUUGGACGAAAAGAAACAAAUGUCUGAGAAGAUCAAUCAACUAAUAGUCAUUGGAUCCAAAAAUAAUAAAAAUGAGAAGUAUGAUGAAGAUCAAACAGCGGUUAAAAAUGGAGAAAUUGUAAAAGGUACAAGUUACUUUGAAAUGCAAAAAUGCAUCGAUGAAGCAGAUUUAAAAAUUACGUCUCUGCAACAGACAAUUCAGCGAUUGGAGAUAGAACGAGAUCACUAUAGAAAGGAAUACAUUAAUUGUCGGGACGAGCAACGUAGAGCAUCUGACAAAGAUAACGCUGAUUUGUGGGGCCGAAUUUAUGAAUUAAAACGCGAGUUAAGUGAUAAGGAACAAGCUUUAAGUAAAGCACAUCGAGAGAAAGAAGAACUAUAUCAUGAGAAGGAAGAUCUGGAAACACGAUUGCAAACUUAUAAGAGCCAACAGAGGCAAAUAUGUAUUCCUUGCAGACCUUGCAACCUGUGUAACUCUGUCCGUACUUGUACCUGUACUACUGACUCGCCAAUAUCCUCUGGAGACAUUAGUACAACAAAGACAAUACUCGAGCGUUUAGAACGAGAACGGGAUACAGCCAGAGCAGAUGUCGAGCGACUAAUAGAAGAACGCGAUGCAUUACGGGAGAGACUUAAGAAAAUUUCGGAUACGCACAUAUACGAACAACUUCGCCUUAAAGAAAGUUUAGUCGAGACGGAGAAUCAUUUAAAACAUAUAGAAAAAGAACGACAAGAUCUGUUGGUCAAUCAGGGCACGAGAAGAGCGGCGAUAAGCGACCUCGAGGAACAGUUGGGUGAUGUGCAAGAGGAACUACGUCGUACAAAACAGGAAUUAAUGGCGCAACGGACACAAUAUUUUCAACUACGAACGUUACAAGAUCAAACGGAUCAGGCUUUGGGAGACGCGCAAAGUCAUCUGUCGCAGACGGAAUCGGAAUUGAACAAGGCUUUGGAUCGCAACAAAAGUAUGGAGCAGCAACAAACGCAGUUGAACGAUCAAAUCAAGGAGCUGAAGCAAGAAAUAAAUACUUUGCGCUCUAGCAUGACGCUCUUGGAUCAAGAGAAAGAUCGGCUAUUGAUGGCACUGGACGAAAAGACGGAAAAGAUUGCUGCAUUGGAACGAGAAUUGGUGCACAAGGACCAACAAACUGAUGGAGUACAACAACAAAUCCGCGAUUUACAGCAUAAAAAUGAAAUGUGCAUCGAUCAGAGCGCGGAACAAGAACGUCAACUGAGAUCGAUGCAGCUGGAGAUGGAAACGGUGAGGCGGCAAUUCGAGGCCGCGUCGGUGGACCGCGAAAACGCGAUCCAGGAGAACCGGAAGGUGCAAGACGACCUGGCAGCGGCGACCUGCGAAGUACGGAAUAUGCAGCGUGAGCUGGAGAUCUCGCGCGCAGAGUGCUACGACCUGAAGCGGCAACUGCAGACCUAUGUCAGCGAAGUUCGCCGCGCUGAAGAGCUCCUAAAUCGGAAGGAAAAUGAGAGAACGGAAAUGCUGAACCACUUCCGAAGUCUCAGUCUAGAGGCAACGGUGCUGGAAAACAAUAAUCACAGCUUGGAAUCCGAGGCAGCGGAGGCCAGAGGUGCUCUUCAAACCGCGAACCAUCAGAUACUCGAUCUGGAGCGUCAAUUAGCGGACAGAGACUGUCUGAUAAAGGGUUACGAAACUCAGAUAAGCAAUCUAACACAAAGCGUUGCUAGCUUGGAGACGCAACUGCGACAAGAGAUGGAACAGCGACAUCAAGCCGAGGUCGAUCUAAUGGCGGUUAGGGAUCUAUGCGUGAAAUUGGAUCAACAAAAGGAUACGCUUGUGGAGCAGCUCGGUGACAAGGACACCGCGAAAGUGCAUUAUGAGGCGCAAUUGUCAAGACUAAAAACUGAACAGAGCAUUAUUCAGGAACAAAUUACUAGAGAUCGCGUGACUGUAGAACGACUGGAGACUCUUCUAGACCAGGCAAGACAGGAAUCCAUUAACGCGCAGGCUACCAAUCAAGAGUUGCAAAAUGAGAUCUCCAGAUUGAAGCAGAAGGUCUCUGAACUUCAGAGUAAACUUUCGUCAGAAUCUGCGGAACUCAGGCAAUAUCAGAAUCAAGCGGCGGAAUAUAGCAAACAGAUCAGCGAGCUCCGUAGGCAAGUAACCAACGAGAGGUUUGAUCGCGCUAGAAAAGAAGAAGAGAGUCGCAGGUCACUAAAUUCAUCUCCGGACAGUUUCAAUGUAGAUUUAAAUGUAGUAAUAUAAAACAACUAUGCAAGAUGUCUCCUGAUUUAUAAAUACGUGGAAGAAAAUAAGGAUAACAUUGAUAAAACCACUACGAAACACGUGAAUUGUUUUAAUAUGUCAAGCAAUGUCUUACAGUAUAAUUAUAUAUUGAAAAAUAGAUUUUCGUAUGCUCGCAGAUGGUCGUGCUAAUAUAUACAUGUAUGCAAUGUGUGUGUGUGUGUGUGUACGUAUUAUAUUCAUAUAGUUCUUCACUAUAUAAAAUAGAUCAAGCACAAAAUUAAUAAAUAAUGUCCCGAGAGAUCAAG
This is a messenger RNA of Monomorium pharaonis (pharaoh ant), 4296 nucleotides long. RefSeq names its product centrosomal protein of 135 kDa (gene Cep135). The transcript has 19 exons. NCBI's taxonomy places the organism in Eukaryota, Metazoa, Arthropoda, Insecta, Hymenoptera, Formicidae. The coding region runs from base 548 to 4009 and encodes 1153 amino acids. The record is from RefSeq and is a predicted model, not a curated record.